Messenger RNA from Haemorhous mexicanus (house finch), 2467 nucleotides. RefSeq names its product PEAK family member 3 (gene PEAK3). The coding region runs from base 36 to 1886 and encodes 616 amino acids. Gene Ontology annotation, cellular component: focal adhesion; actin cytoskeleton. The record is from RefSeq and is a predicted model, not a curated record. The transcript is spliced from 4 exons. NCBI's taxonomy places the organism in Eukaryota, Metazoa, Chordata, Aves, Passeriformes, Fringillidae. Gene Ontology annotation, biological process: protein phosphorylation. Gene Ontology annotation, molecular function: protein kinase activity.
GGCCGGGGCGCAGCGCAAGGCGAGCCCCGAGCGCCAUGGGCAGCGCCAGGAGGGGCUGGGGUGGGCAGGGGGAGCUGCUGCGGCUCCGGGAUGUGCAGCUGGAGCCCCGCGGGACCCCCCCACUGCCAGGGACACCUGACAGGGCCCGCUCCGCGCUCCGCAGCGCCCGCCCGGACCCGGCUGCCCCCGGACCGGCCACCCCCAUGCCGGACACGCCGGGGGGCUGCCCCCCUCGGUCCCCCAGCUCAGCCCUCAUCUACAGCAACGUGGGAAAGCUGCGGGCCCACCUCGUUCCCCGCAAGGCCAGCCGAGGGGAAGGCGCUGGGAGACCCCUCUCCCAGGCCGAGCCAGACCCCCUGCCUCCCCCACUGCCCAAAAAGCAGCUCCAGCGAGCCGAGUCCCUCCCGGAGCCGGCACCAUCCCAGCGCGGCCAUGACGACCCUGAGCCACGGGCUGGCAGCAUCCUGUACAGCAUCCCCGCAGGGCAGGGGGCUCCCCCGCGGGACAGACCCCCCUGGGCAGCCAAGAAGCCCCUGAGCAAGUCCCAGAGCCUGGGGGAGCCGCUGGCCCGAAGCAGCGCCCAGAAAGCCCCCUCAGGCAGCCUGAAGGAGCUGACAUUUGGGACAGCGGAUGCGGAGCUGGGGCAGCUCCUGGAGAGCCCGGCCGGGGUCUCCGGGGUGGUUUUGGGGUGCCAGGAGGCCUCCCUGGCCCGGCUCUCGGCUCUCCUGCAGGAGGAGCUGCUGGGGCCCGAGGAGAGGCAGCAGCUGCUGGAGGCAGAGCUGGUGGGGAAGCGCUGGGCAGCGCUCGGUGUCCUGGACCCCCAGCCCUGCUGCCAGAGCGGGGACGCCUGGUACUUCAGGGUGGGCUUCACCUUCGAGCACAGCCAGCUGCAGUUUGCAGCCAAGGUCCCCAAGCCGUGCUGCUCCAGCCUGGGGGUGCAGAGCUCCCUGGGGACACACUGCAGCAUCCAGCGCCUGCUCGGCCGCUUCACCGACCGCCUCCCUCGGGAGCUGGUGCUCCCAGGAAUCCCUGGAGCACAGAGCCAGGGACCUUCCAGAGAGGAGCCAGCCUGUCCUGCCCCGCAGGUGCUCCUUUGUGCCGAGGUUCCCCAGCAGACCCUGGCAGACUUUGUGAAGGGCUCCCACGCUUUGCACAGGGCCAGCCCCGGGCACUACGAACGCCUGGGCUGCCUCCUGCUGCUGCAGCUCUGCAUGGGGCUGGAGCACCUCCGGGGGCAGAACGUGGUCCAGGGUGACCUGUGCCCCGAGAACCUGCUGCUGGUGCAGUGCCCCUGUCCCCCCCAGAGGCAGAAGGAGCCGCUGGGACUGUCCCUUCCACGGCUGCUCAUCAGCAGCUUCUUCAAGGUGCAAGAGAAGCAGCGACCUUGUUCCAGCAGCCAGGAGCUGGACUGGAGCCAGGCUCUCGCUGCACCCUCCCCUCCAACAGCAGCUGAGCUGAACUUGGGCAGGCUGAUCUAUCAGAUCUUGCACGUGGACAUCUCCCUGGAGAAUAUUUUGGGCUUCAGAAGCAAAAGGCUUCCCGAAAUCCCCUCGCUGUCCAUCUACUCGGCGGGACUGAAGCGCUUGGCCUCGCUGCUGCUGCACAGGGAUCCUCACCAGAGGGUGUCCAUCCAGCAGGCCAGGGCCAUCCUGCAGGUGCUGCUCUGGGGGCCACGCCAGGAGCUCUUUGCCAGGAGCAGGAAGAGCCUCGAGCUGCUCCAGAGCUGGCUGCAGGUCAAGAGGGCUCUGCUGCUCCUGAGGUUUGCAGAGAACUCGGCUGGGGCUGGGGUCAGCCCUGGCCUGGAGGAGUGGCUGUGCUGCCAGUACUUCCAGGGGGUCACUGAACACACCCUUUUCCAGGUCACCCAGCUUCUCUAUGCUCCCUAAACAACCUCCAGGUCAGCCCACCCAAAGGUCUCCUCAAAGCUCACGAGGGCCCGGCCAAACCUGUCCCUGCCCAAACCUGUCCCUGCCCAUGGCAGGGGAGUUGAAACUAAAUUAUUUUUAGGGUCCUUUCAGCCCAAAUCAUUCCAUAACUCUAUAAAAUCCAUCAGUUCCUGAGAAAUCCCAGUAGGUCUUCACUGGGAAGGCUCUGCAAACCCAAACCCACUCCCCCCAUAGCCCAUGGAUGAUGAAGUGUGUAAAACCACAGAGUGUGGGUUUAUACCCUCAAACAAUCUCUCGUGAGUCCCAAGCACCAAUUUAGUGGCUGAUAAUCCCAAAUAAAGUUUAUGGGGUUCAGACUUUGAACAAAACCCCCUCAGAGCCUUUUUGCAGCUACCAGGUUUCUGCUGUUUUAAAUAACUCUCAAAGUGACCCAUCACAGCUCACCCUUCUCAGCAAAGGAGAAACAACAGCUCCUUCAACCUGUGCUUCCCAGAGACAAUUUGUGACUCAGUCACUAAUAAAAAUGACAUUUUAAAGGGAAAAAUAUAGCUUCAAUAAAACCUGGAGCCAAGCCUCUCAAA